This is a messenger RNA of Plenodomus lingam JN3, 996 nucleotides long. NCBI's taxonomy places the organism in Eukaryota, Fungi, Ascomycota, Dothideomycetes, Pleosporales, Leptosphaeriaceae. The record is from RefSeq and is a predicted model, not a curated record.
AUGUGGAUGUAUUCCACCAUGGACAAUGUCGACGGCAAGCAAGCCCGCCGCACAGGAACAUCGAGUCCGCUGGGGGAGCUUUUCGACCAUGGAAUUGACUCCCUAAACUGCACUCUGGCCAGUCUCCUGGAGACGGCAGCCGUUGGCUAUGGUUCGACCAAGAUUGGCGCCUUCACUGCUCUUGUACCAGUACUGCCCAUGUUCUUCUCGACCUGGGAAACCUACCACACGCAUACGCUCUAUCUUGGUUAUUUCAAUGGCCCGACCGAGGGCUUGAUCUUGGCAUGUCUAUUCAUCUGCAUGUCGGGAUGGUUCGGUCCGGAAAUUUGGUCAGAGCCCCUUGCGAACUACUUCCCAACCUACAAGGCGGAAAUUGGCGACAUCACCCUCAAGGAGCUUUGGGUUCCCAUCAUCCUCUUCGCCUUCUUCGUUGCCCAUCUUCCCGCCUGCAUCGUCAACGUUGCGAGAGCACGCCGCGCGAAAAAUGAGCCCUUUUUGCCCUUGCUCAAGGAGUGGACACCAAUGGUCAUCUUCACCGUCUGCACUAUGGCUUGGCUCGGAUCGCCGUACUCGCACUUGCUCGAGGAUAACCAUCUUGUCCUUUACUGUUUAACCAUGUCCUUAGUCUUCGGUCGUAUGACAACCAAGAUUAUUCUCGCACAUCUCACACGCCAGCCUUUCCCAUACUGGACCAUCAUGCUCGCUCCCAUGAUUGGGGGUGCCCUACUUGUCAACCACCCCUACUUUACCAUUCCUGGAACAAGCUUUGGCCCUAUCUCUGCGAAAUUCGAAUUAUGGUAUCUUCGUGCCUACCUCGUCUUUGCCGUUAUCGUCUACGGGAAAUGGGCCCAUCUUGUCAUUACAAGCAUAUGCGACUAUCUUGAUAUCAACUGCUUGACGAUUCCCAAGCAGACCCAGGAGAAGAUGUCAAAGACAAACGGCGCAGCAAACGGACAUGGCGUUGUCCAUCACUCUGAAAAGGGCCGCGUCGACUAA